Molecule: messenger RNA, 654 nt
Organism: Hibiscus syriacus
Lineage: Eukaryota; Viridiplantae; Streptophyta; Magnoliopsida; Malvales; Malvaceae
Exons: 1
Coding region: 1-654 (217 amino acids)
Source: RefSeq, a predicted model, not a curated record
AUGAAGUUGACUGAAGCCUUGUUAAGUGUUGAUUUUCAACAUAGCAAGUUUGAUUAUUCAAUUUUCACUAAAAGAAAAUGUGAAAUCAUUGUUAUGCUAUUGAUUUAUGAGGAUGAUUUAUUGAUCAUUGGGAAUAGUGAGGAGUUAAUUGUAGAGUUGAAGGAAAUUUUGAAAAAGAGUUUUAAGAUGAAGGAUUUGGGAAAUUUGAAAUAUUUUCUUGGUUUUGAAAUUUUAAGGUCUAAGGAGGGGAUCUUGAUAAAUCAGAGGAAAUAUACUAUAGAACUCAUUGAGGAUGCUAGAUUAGGAGGUGCUAAGCUUACUUUAACACCUUUAGAGCAGAACUUGAAGCUUAUUUCAACUAUGGAGCAUGAUGAAGAGGAACAACAAGAUUCAAGUGAUCUAGUUUUGAAAGACAUAUCAGUUUAUCAAAGGUUAAUAGGCAGGUUAUUGUAUCAGACUCACACUCGAUCAGAUAUUACCUUUGUUGUUAAACAUCUAAGUCAAUUCAUGCAGCAACCAAAGACAAUAGCAUUUUGUGAUUCUGAUACAACAAAAUCUAAGAGUGCUAAUUUAUCUGGACAAGGUUUAAUGUUUGAAGCAGUACAAGAAACAAACUUAGUAGCAUUUUGUGAUUCUGAUUGGGCUUCUUUGUAA